GGUGGCGUUCAAAAUGGCGGAGCGGGGCGGGCGAGGUACCAGCAGCGGCGGUGACAGCAGCCUGGACAAAAGCAUCACACUCCCGCCCGACGAGAUCUUCCGCAACCUGGAGAACGCCAAGUGCUUCGCCAUAGACAUCGGUGGGUCGCUAACCAAGUUGGCUUAUUAUUCAACUGUGCAGCAUAAAGUAGCAAGAGUGAGAUCUUUUGAUCAUUCCGGAAAGGACAUAGAACAUGAAUCCCCAUAUGAAAUCACAGUUCAAGAGGAGAUCACAGCUCGACUGCACUUCAUUAAAUUUGAGAACACUUACAUUGAAACCUGCUUAGAUUUCAUUAAAGACCAUCUUGUCAACACAGAAACUAAAGUGCUCAAAGCCACAGGGGGUGGUGCCUACAAAUUCAAAGACCUUAUUGAGAAGAAGCUUGGACUGAAGGUGGAUAAAGAAGAUGUAAUGACUUGCCUAAUUAAAGGGUGUAACUUUGUGUUAAAAAAUAUACCCCAUGAGGUGUUUGCAUACCAGAAAGAUUCAGAUACUGAAUUCCGAUUUCAGACAAAUCAUCCAAAUAUUUUCCCUUAUUUGCUAGUCAAUAUUGGCUCUGGGGUUUCUAUAGUGAAGGUGGAAACAGGGGACAAAUUUGAAUGGAUUGGAGGGAGUUCAAUCGGAGGGGGAACAUUCUGGGGUCUUGGAGCUUUACUCACAAAAACAAAGAAAUUUGAUGAAUUGCUGCAGCUUGCUUCAAAGGGACAGCAUACAAAUGUUGACAUGCUGGUGAAAGAUGUGUAUGGUGGGGCCUACCAGACACUGGGGCUAAGUGGAAAUCUAAUAGCUAGCAGCUUUGGGAAAUCUGCCACAGCAGAUAAAGAAUUUUCUAAAGAUGAUAUGGCAAAGAGUUUACUGCACAUGAUCAGUAAUGACAUUGGACAGCUUGCCUGCCUCUAUGCUAAACUCCAUAACCUACACAAAAUUUACUUUGGAGGAUUCUUUAUUCGGGGUCACCCAGUCACUAUGCGCACAAUCACCUACAGUAUUAACUUCUUCUCCAAGGGAGAGGUUCAGGCAUUGUUCCUGAGACAUGAAGGCUACCUGGGAGCCAUUGGGGCAUUUUUAAAAGGAGCUGAACAAGACAAUCCCAACGAGUACAGUUGGGGAGAGAAUUAUGCUGGGAGUUCGGGCCUUAUGAGCACUUCACCCGAUCUCUGCCCCAUGCAACGUGCAAGGAGUGGCACGUUUGACAUGUUCGAAAUGGAUCGGUUGGAGCGACCGCUUGUUAACCUGCCCUUGCUAAAGGACCCAUCCACGUACAUCCCUGACACUGUUGACCUCACUGAUGAUGCCAUGGCCAGGAAAUAUUGGCUCACUUGCUUUGAGGAGGCUUUGGAUGGGGUAGUGAAACGUGCUAUGGCCAGUCAGCCAGACUCUGCUGAUGCAGCUGAGCGAGCAGAAAAGUUCCGACAGAAGUAUUGCAACAAGCUCCAGACACUCAGACAGCAGCCUUUUGCCUAUGGCACCUUAACAGUGAGAAGUUUGUUGGAUACGAGGGAGCAUUGUCUAAAUGAAUUCAACUUUCCAGACCCCUAUUCAAAGGUAAAGCAGAAAGAAAAUGGCAUAGCGUUAAAAUGUUUUCCAAGCGUAAUCGAAUCUUUGGAUUCAUUAGGCUGGGAGGAGAGGCAGUUUGCUCUGGUGAAAGGACUUCUUGCGGGGAAUGUCUUUGACUGGGGAGCAAAAGCAGUCUCAGAAGUUCUGGAAUCUGAACCACAAUUUGGAUUUGAAGAAGCCAAGGAAAAAUUGCAAGAGCGCCCAUGGCUAGAAGAUUCCUACAGUGAGUGGAUACAACGACUAAAGGAAGGUCCCCCUCAUAAAUGUGCCUUAAUUUUCGCAGAUAACAGUGGAAUAGACAUCAUUUUAGGAGUCUUCCCCUUUGUCAGAGAGCUACUCUCUAGAGGUACAGAGGUGAGUUUGAGCACUCUGGAUUAUGGAUGCUUCAUGGUCUUUAUAAUUUAGGAAUGUGGCCAAGUGAUAUGUGCAAGGGAAUUUAGGAGUCAGGACUUCUGGCUUCUAGCUCCAUCUCUGCUCCGACUUAAGAAAAUCAGAACCUCUAGCUCCUGAGCUGUAAAAUGGGUCUAAUAAUAACCUACUGCAGGAGAAACUGAGGAAUUUUUUGAGGGAGGUGUAAAUUAAAAGUGCUAUGAUCUCUUUAGUUGAAAUGUGCUAGAACAGUUUAAGGAGUUACUAAAUGGCAGUAAAUCUGACAGUGUUGGGUCAUUGACUGCUGAUAAGGGAGUUGUGAGUGUGGUGACAGGGACCUUAAAUGGUGAUGGGUAAAUUUUAGUAAUAAAUGGCUGUUAGGUUUGAGGUCCUCAAUCCUUUUAAGUAAAGCUAGGGUAUCUGAGAAAAAGUUUAGGAAGUCUUGGUAAAAGUAAUAACUCUGUGAAAUUGGCAACUCCAAUCCAAAAUGAUGAUGUAUUAGGAGACAGUAGUGGAAUAAACUUUGUUUAUUCUUUUUAGUCUGAUACAACCACUGGCUUUAGCCAACUAAAAAUCAUGCUUCUAUCUGUUUGUGGAAAAUAUUUAAUUUCUAAACUUAGAAGGGAGAAUACAUGCAUGGGUGCAGCUGAUGCUGGUUGUGUUGAGUUUCCAUGCGGUAAUCGGGGAGGGAAAACAAAAAAUAGAAAAAUGUCAUUGUAAAGCCACAGUUUGGCAGGAGCAAUUUGAGGGUAGCCAUAGAGCGUGAAACAACCCUGAUCAUCUUUUGAAAUUGAGAUUUCAGCUAGACAUUCUUCCACCUCCAUCUGUUUUGAUGAAUGUGUGAGUAUCUUAGAUAAGCAGGGAAAUCUUCUGGUCUC
This is a messenger RNA of Gopherus flavomarginatus (Mexican gopher tortoise), 2844 nucleotides long. RefSeq names its product pantothenate kinase 4 (inactive) (gene PANK4). Gene Ontology annotation, molecular function: pantothenate kinase activity; ATP binding. The record is from RefSeq and is a predicted model, not a curated record. Gene Ontology annotation, biological process: coenzyme A biosynthetic process. Gene Ontology annotation, cellular component: cytosol; nucleus. The transcript is spliced from 17 exons. NCBI's taxonomy places the organism in Eukaryota, Metazoa, Chordata, Testudines, Testudinidae. The coding region runs from base 14 to 2002 and encodes 662 amino acids.